GGUGGAACACCAUCCCUUGGAUGCGCCAACCCCUCCGAGGUACCCGAUUGCGCCUGCUCCUGCACCAACGGCGUCACUUUCAACCAGCCUCUCUCCCCGAGCUCUUCUGGUCCGAUGAUUCCCAACAACUGGCAGGCGGACAAGGAAGCAUGCCUCUUACGCGAGCAGGAAGCCAUUGCCAAUCUCAAC
This is a messenger RNA of Bipolaris victoriae FI3, 189 nucleotides long. RefSeq lists its product as hypothetical. The annotation marks the transcript as partial. Lineage: Eukaryota; Fungi; Ascomycota; Dothideomycetes; Pleosporales; Pleosporaceae. The record is from RefSeq and is a predicted model, not a curated record. The transcript has a single exon.